Sphenostylis stenocarpa is the source of this 732-nucleotide messenger RNA. Lineage: Eukaryota; Viridiplantae; Streptophyta; Magnoliopsida; Fabales; Fabaceae. The record is from the annotation of a GenBank genome assembly.
AUGGCGUCGUCGAAGGUUGUCUCGACGAAUCCGGAUCUGCCACGCGACUCUUCUAUAUCUCCCCUUUCCUCUCUUAUUCUCUCCGAUCUGCACCACCCCACCUCCAUGGACGACCUCCUCAAGUCCAUGACCCCCUCUGCCGCCAAGAGCGUGGACGACGUCUGGAAGGAGAUCGUCGCCGGCGCCCACCCUCACCAUCCCACCGCGGCCGCCGGAGACGACAAUGGUGGUGCCACCGCCUCUGAGGGCUACGAGACCAUUACCCUCGAGGAUUUUCUCACCAAGGCCGGCGCAGUCAGAGAGGAAGACGUGAGAGGGGUUCUGCCCCCUUCUUCUUCCGCCUCCCUCCCCUUCCCCCUUCCUCUCCCCGCAGAAGGCUCCUCUUCCUCCAUUGAACCCUUUGGAAACGGGGUUGCGCCCUCCAAUUCGGUUCACAAGGGGAAGAGAAGGGUCGUCGAUGAACCGGUAGACAAGGCUACCCUUCAGAAACAGAGGAGGAUGAUCAAGAAUCGAGAAUCAGCCGCAAGGUCCCGGGAACGCAAGCAGGCUUACACAUCGGAGCUCGAGUAUCUGGUUCAGCAACUGGAGCUAGAGAAUGCCCGGUUAAUAAAUGAAGAGGCUGAGUUGAGAAGGCAGAGGAAAAAGCAGCUCCUUGAGUACAUCAUUCCAGUUGAGGUGAUGCCUAAACCCAGAAAAAAACUUCGGAGAGUAAAUUCAACACAAUCAUUGUGA